AUGGCGUCUCCAUCACAUCCGAGCAACAAAUUCCACUUUGACACCUCUUCCCUCUUCGAGAAGGUUGCCUCAACCUACGAACACACCUCCACCGUCAUGAAAGAGAUAGCCGGUCAACUUCUCCACCUCAGCCCAACUCUGGCAUCUGAUUCUGUAGUGCUCGACAACGCCGCCGGCCCUGGCAUCGUCACCGGCGAAAUCCUCCGCCUUCCUCAAUUCAAAGAAGGCAACUACCCCACCAUCCAUGCGACCGACAACUCAGCAGCUAUGAUUCGAGCCCUCGAGGCCCGAGCCGUACGCGAAUCAUGGCCCAAGGACAUCGUGAAAAGUCACGUCAUGGACUCCAUGGACCUGAGCACCUUCCCAGACAACAUGUUCACACACAUAUACAUGGCUGCCGCGAUCCAUAUCAUCCCAGAACCCCUCAAGGCAAUCGCCGAGAUCAAACGGACGCUCAAACCCGACGGUGUCGCGCUCGUGACCAGCUUCGAGAAACAGGGCUUCAUUGAAGUCUUCCAGCAUGUCCAACAGGCUAUCCGGCCAGACUCACCGAUUUGGAAGGGUCCCUUGCCGGAGGAGUGGCUGAAGGAGGAGAAACUGAGGGCUGUGAUAGAGGGCGGUGGGUUUGAGGGUAACAAGGUCGAGAUUCAGAGGUUUGGUACUUGGAUGAAAGGGGAAGAGUGGUCGACGCCGGGGUCGAUGUUGUUGAUGGAGGCGUUGACGAAAUCGGUUACGAAUGGGUGGAGUGAGGAGGAGACGAAGAGAUUUGAGGAGAAGUUGAAGGAGGAUAUGGCCAGCGCGACGGUGAGGAGCAAGAGCUAUGAGAUGAAUGUUUUUGUGGCGAUUGCGAGAAAAUGA
Endocarpon pusillum Z07020 is the source of this 858-nucleotide messenger RNA. RefSeq lists its product as uncharacterized. Gene Ontology annotation, molecular function: S-adenosylmethionine-dependent methyltransferase activity. Bases 1 to 858 code for a protein of 285 amino acids. The transcript has a single exon. The record is from RefSeq and is a predicted model, not a curated record. NCBI's taxonomy places the organism in Eukaryota, Fungi, Ascomycota, Eurotiomycetes, Verrucariales, Verrucariaceae.